AACCACGCACACAUUUCAACCCCGGGGGUUGCUUUUACUCUCCCUUUGGCGCACACGGUUAUUCGGUGCCGUAUCGUCAUCAUCGUCAUAGUUGCUUCGUCUGCACCCGGCUUUACUUGGAGAAAUGGUCGUUGUUCUCCUCAAAUACCCAACUCUCGGAUUUGCAUCCAGAUACUGAGAGGACCUAUCACUUUAGGUGGUGUUGUUUGAUUUUAAUUAGUUUCUCAUAUAAAAUAUUUCUAAUCCGAAAGAAAAGUGGUGAAAGUGUUUAUCUGAAGAAGAUAUAGUACAACUGUUAAACGCCUACACACAUGAACAAAGACCUCAACCAAAGAGCUAAUUAAUUUGAACUUUCGGUUUUUUUUAAAAUCCCAAAUGUGUUAAACAAAUUAGGUGAAAAUCAAAAGAUAAAUUCGUUAAAUUAAGUGUUUUUGGUGAAAAUAAAUUGUGCAAGAUGUCCCUGGAACUUCUGGCAAGUAGAAGCAAUUAAUUGUAAUUUAAACUUUGACAUUUUACCUGUGUUCCUGUGAGGGUGUGAGGCGUUUAAAGUGAAAAAGGGAGAAAAAGCCCUUAAUUAAAAAAAAAAAAAAAAAUAGAAACUCAAGGCGAAAGGACAAGAGAAAAGAGACGGAACCAUGUCGCAAGAUACAGAUGUGGAUAUCAGUGUUGUAUCUAGUCCGGAAGUUAGUCCGCAUCGGGAAGAAUCACCGUCGCUACGGACAUCGUGUGAGAAUAGUAAGAAUGAUCGACAGUCACAGCAUACAAUCAUAAAUACCUAUCAGGAUGGUAUGGAAAGUCAUCUUGGGUCACCACAUCAUUCACCCACCGAUCAGAGAAAAGUUUCUGGGGCAGGCUACACGAGUUUCUCAAUAUCCAGCAUCUUGAGUCGCAAUGAUCCCAAGAAAGGACCCAUCACACCACUUUCAGCUGUACCAACGGCACAAGGAAUUUCGGGGCAUCACGAUGCAUCAAUGCUUUCAAGAUUAGGUUUCAUAUCACAGUGGGGUGCUCUAGCGGGGAGGUAUGCCGCCCUAUGCCCACCUGGAUGGCCAUGGUCGGCACAUCGGAUAUCAUUUCAUAGUCCCAAUGGGGAUAACUUUGCAGAUAGCUCCUCAACAAAUACAACGGAAAACCCAUCACCGACGCUGAGUCCUCAACCACAGCAGGAAAACAAAUCGCCAUCGGCUGGGGUAUCUCAUGCCACAUAUCCGGCGGGUGCGGGAUCAGAUGACGAGCACCAAGAGAUAAUUGAGGACGACGGCUCGGAUACGCCGGAUCGAACAUUGGAUAAUGCAUCACCACACCCAAAUAAUAAUGGUCCAAUUCAGGCGAAACGGAAAAAGAAAACUCGAACAGUUUUCUCGAGAGCGCAAGUGUUUCAACUAGAAUCAACAUUUGAUAUAAAAAGGUACCUGAGUUCAUCGGAACGAGCUGGUUUGGCGGCAUCACUGCGAUUGACCGAGACUCAAGUGAAGAUAUGGUUUCAAAAUCGACGGAACAAAUGGAAGCGUCAAUUGGCUGCUGAACUGGAGGCCGCAAAUAUGGCAAACAUGGCACAUGCGGCCCAGAGACUUGUUCGCGUUCCUGUCCUCUACCACGAGAGUGCUGGCGCGCCUGGCACAGGAUUCGCCCCGCCACCGCCUCAUUCGCACGCGACUCCCCUUUACUAUUCAACGAGGAGUGGCACGUCGCCACGACCGCCAUUAUCAUCCCUCGUUUAGAUCGCAUUGAGAAUGACGACAGAACAUCCCCAAAGUGAUGUUUGAUACGAAAUUGCAAUCUCCUUGGCAUUGGGAUCCACCACAGAACCCCUCUCUACACAAAUGCAUAAUCAAAAGAAUUGAAUCAAGAAGGGGGUUGCGGGGGAGGGGGAGCACAAAGCACGAAGUAGAACCCGGAAAAAGCGAGUCAUCGACUGAAGCUCACAUGAGAUUGGCACUAAAAGCCCAUAUAAAUCGCAUUUACUAAACUCUAUAUAUAAAAUUUACUAACAAGUUGAGUGUGAUUGUGGUGUUUGAAAUAUUUGAAAAUGGGAGAAAGAGGAGGAAGGUAGAUGCGAAAACUAUUUACGAUAUAAAUCCGCGUGUUAAUAGAAAGAGCGGAAAAACAAAAAUUUCAUUACAACAUGCAAAAUAUUAUGCAAAAUGAAAUAAAAAUGGAGAAAAAAACGAGCAAAACAUAUUUUUCAUCAAAAAAUAAAUUGAUUUUCAAGGCAAUUUAUUUUCAAAAUCAUGUGAUAUGUAGUUAGGGAUGAUUUUUAUUAUGAUUUUAGACUUCAAAAUAGGUUUUUAAAAAAACUCGAAGUGUGUGUAAAUAUAUUCUCCAAAGAAUCACCCCUAACUAAUAAAACAUUUUUGAAAAUAAAAGCAAAAUUUUAAUUAUUUAAUUUUUUUAAAGAAGGAUUUUUACAUUACACAAGUAAUUUAUUUAGUGCGUUAAUUGCGUAUUAUGUAAAGAUCCUAAUUCCACUUAAUGCUUUUCUUUUUUAACUUAAUCCUUCCUCUAAAUAUAUUCCAAAAUUGUUUAAAAAAAAAAGCUUAAUUAUUUUUUCUUCUCAUAAAAGUAUGACAAAAUGUGAUUUUAUUUUUAUUAAAAUGCCUAUAUUUUUUUUCAAUUAUAAACAUUAUGUGUAAGUAAAUUUGUAUAAAGCCCGACUUCUUUUAAUUAAUUAAAAAAAAUCUUACGUUAUAAAAAAAACAAAUAAAUGAAUAAUAUAAACUUGUAUUAAAUGAAAAAAAAAUCUUCAGGGGACUGUAAUAUUGUCACAUGUAUUUAAAGAAGAUAAAAGAAAAUAUUCAUUAGUCAAAUGUAAUUUUUGUUAUAUAAAAAUAUUGUAUAUUUUAAAUGUAGGAAUUUUUUGAUGAUAAA
Messenger RNA from Lutzomyia longipalpis, 2868 nucleotides. RefSeq names its product homeobox protein Hmx (gene Hmx). NCBI's taxonomy places the organism in Eukaryota, Metazoa, Arthropoda, Insecta, Diptera, Psychodidae. The transcript is spliced from 4 exons. Gene Ontology annotation, molecular function: RNA polymerase II transcription regulatory region sequence-specific DNA binding; DNA-binding transcription factor activity, RNA polymerase II-specific. The coding region runs from base 636 to 1721 and encodes 361 amino acids. Gene Ontology annotation, biological process: regulation of transcription by RNA polymerase II. The record is from RefSeq and is a predicted model, not a curated record. Gene Ontology annotation, cellular component: nucleus.